This is a messenger RNA of Electrophorus electricus (electric eel), 4860 nucleotides long. RefSeq names its product sema domain, seven thrombospondin repeats (type 1 and type 1-like), transmembrane domain (TM) and short cytoplasmic domain, (semaphorin) 5A (gene sema5a). Gene Ontology annotation, molecular function: semaphorin receptor binding; chemorepellent activity. NCBI's taxonomy places the organism in Eukaryota, Metazoa, Chordata, Actinopteri, Gymnotiformes, Gymnotidae. Gene Ontology annotation, cellular component: plasma membrane. The record is from RefSeq and is a predicted model, not a curated record. Gene Ontology annotation, biological process: semaphorin-plexin signaling pathway; axon guidance; positive regulation of cell migration.
UCUCUCUCUCUCUCUCUCUCUCAGUGGUUGCCAGUAGUUGCGAGGCUUCCUGAGUGUCCUGGUCUGCGCCGGAGGUCGUCGCUCCACGAGCUUGGUCUGCGGGACGCACGGGCUCGGGGAGACCCCACGUCCACACCGUUAGGAGUCAUUUACAGACAGAAAAGCCCAGGAUCGCAGACAUAUACUGGGAUUACUUAUCGCGUCAUCCGUACAGCUCUUUCUACGCGCUCACUGGUGCUCCUUCUCUCUCCUAGAUGGUCAGGAGUACCUGGACACUGUUUUCGUGAGAUGUUUCCAGAUGUGAAGCUUAUGACGGGGACAAGGGAACUGGCUCGGAGUCUCACCUGGUUCAUGUUGGACAGGCUUUUCUUGGUGGCAGACACCCUGUGCCCUGCUUGUUGGCUCCAGGAUUAGUGCGCUGUGUCCCGUGGAGGCCCAUGGCGUGUCCCGCGUCAGGAAGGCCCCUGACCUGCUACCUCGUCCUGCUCCAGAGCCUGCUCCUGCUCCUGCUGCCCAGGGGAGUACCCUGCGGAGGGGCGGAGGGACCUCCUGAGUCUCCCUGCCACAGAGCUGAGCACCCCUUCAUCUCCCACACAGAAAUUGAGCCAUGGAUUCGGCGUUUCAGAGCAGAGGGCACAGUGGACUAUUCACAGCUGACCUUUGACCCUGGCCAGAACGAACUGAUUGUGGGCGCAAGAAACCACCUGUUCAGACUACGUUUAGAGGACCUCUCACUGAUCCAGGAGGCCGAAUGGCACUGUGAUGAGUUCACCAAAGGGGCCUGCUUCAGCCGUGGAAAAUCAGAGGAAGAAUGUCAGAACUACAUACGAGUGCUUCUGGUCAACGGAGACAGGCUUUUCACCUGCGGAACCAAUGCAUUCACUCCCAUCUGUACCAACCGCACGUUGACCAAUCUAACAGAAAUCCAUGACCAGGUCAGUGGAAUGGCACGUUGUCCUUAUAACCCCCUGCAUAACUCCACGGCUCUCAUCACGUCCAGUGGGGAGCUGUACGCUGCCACAGCGAUGGACUUCUCGGGCAGAGACCCGGCCAUCUACCGCAGCCUGGGGGGAUUGCCACCACUGCGCACCGCACAGUACAACUCCAAAUGGCUCAACGAGCCCAACUUCGUGUCCUCCUACGACAUCGGGAAUUUCACCUACUUCUUCUUCCGGGAGAAUGCGGUGGAGCACGACUGCGGGCGAACGGUGUUCUCCCGCGCAGCGCGUGUCUGCAAGAAUGACAUCGGUGGGCGCUUUCUGCUUGAGGACACGUGGACGACGUUCAUGAAGGCGCGUCUGAACUGCUCGCGCCCAGGAGAGAUCCCCUUCACCUACAACGAGCUGCAGGGAACGUUUCUCCUGCCGGAGCUCGAGCUCCUGUAUGGUGUCUUCACCACCAACGUGAACAGUAUUGCUGCCUCAGCGGUUUGUGCCUUCAACCUGAGCGCUGUGACCCAGGUGUUCAGCGGCCCCUUCAAAUACCAGGAGAACUCGCGCUCGGCUUGGCUGCCUUACCCUAACCCCACCCCUGACUUCCAGUGUGGUACCAUAGAUUAUGGCUCGUAUGUGAAUCUGACUGAAAGGAACCUCCAGGAUGCUCAGAAGUUCAUUCUGAUGCAUGAGGUGGUUCAGCCCGUGGUACCGGUGCCCUGCUUCAUGGAGGACAACGUCCGCUUCUCCCAUGUGGCUGUCGACGUGGUGCAGGGCAAAGACAUGCUCUACCACAUCAUCUACCUGGCCACAGAUUACGGCACCAUUAAGAAAGUGCUGUCUCCGCUGAACCAGACCACGGGCAGCUGUCUGCUCGAUGAGAUCGAGCUCUUUCCCUCCAGGAGAAGACGUCCAAUCCUCAGCCUUCUCAUUCUGCACAGUGGCAGCGAGCUCUUCGUGGGUGUCCGCGAGCAGGUCAUCAAAAUCCCACUCAUGCGAUGCAAUUUCCACAAAUCCCGGGAGGCGUGUGUGGGGGCCAGGGACCCAUACUGUGGCUGGGACCUGGUGCUGAAGAAGUGCACUACACUGGAGGAGAGUGUGAGCAUGAGUCAGUGGGAACAGAGCAUCACACAGUGCCCUGUGAGGAAUGUGACCGUGGAUGGUCACUUUGGCUCCUGGUCCAGCUGGAAGGCAUGUAGCCAUAGCGACGGUGUCAGUGUGGGGUCGUGUCAGUGUCGGACUCGCGCGUGUAACAACCCCAGUCCCCAGUGUGGGGGGCAGCAGUGUCAAGGCACCAGCGUAGAGGUGGCAAACUGCUCCAGGAAUGGCGCGUGGACCCCAUGGACAGGCUGGACGCCAUGCAGCACCACCUGUGGGAUUGGCUUCCAGGUGCGCCAGCGUUCCUGUAGUAACCCCACACCCAGGCACGGCGGCCGGGUGUGUGUGGGCCAGAACCGCGAGGAGAGAUACUGUAAUGAGCAUCUCCCAUGCCCCCCCCAUGUCUAUUGGUCAGCCUGGUCACCAUGGGAACGCUGCACAGUGCCAUGUGGCGGAGGGAUCCAAUCCCGUCGCCGGAACUGCGAGAAUGGGAACGAAUGUCCUGGAUGCAGCGUGGAAUACCAGUCCUGCAACGCACUGCCGUGCCCGGACCUGAAGAAGACCACUCCGUGGACGCCGUGGACUCCCGUGAACAUCUCGGAUAAUGGCGGCCAUUACGAGCAAAGGUUCCGCUACACAUGCAAGGCACGGGUGCCGGAGCCCAGCCUACUGGAGGUGGGAAGGCAGCGGAUCGAGAUGCGCUACUGCUCCAGCGACGGAUCCACGGGCUGCUCCACCGACGGUUCAGGAGAACUGAUGCUGUCAGGCCGUGUCACGGGGCUCAUGGUGAACGGGGGCUGGUCCUCCUGGAGUUCCUGGAGUCAGUGUAGUCGUGACUGCAGCUCCGGGAUCCGCAGCCGAAAGCGUGCGUGUGCCAGUCCCAAACCCAAACACGGAGGCACAGCCUGCCUGGGGCCCGCCCAGGAGUACCAGGAGUGUAACACCACCCCCUGCCCAGUGGACGGGAGUUGGUCGUGUUGGUCUUCGUGGUCUAAGUGCUCGGUGACGUGUGGUGGUGGUCAUUAUGUCCGCACACGUACAUGCAGUAACCCUCCACCGGCCUACGGGGGCGACAUCUGCCUGGGUCUGCACACGGAGGAAGCUCUCUGCAACACACAGCCCUGUCCCGAGAGCUGGUCAGACUGGUCAGACUGGUCCCACUGCGACUCAUCGGGCUCUCAGGUUCGCCUUCGUCACUGUGACAUCCUUUUCCCCACUGGGAACCAGUGCUCUGGGAACGGCAGUGAGAGUCGCACCUGUGUGUCUGACUCCAACUUCAUCCCAGAGAUCUCUGUGGCCCAUUCCAGCCAUGACUACAGACAGUGUGGAGACUUCAGCGUGUUCCACAUGGUGGCUGUGGGACUAAGCAGCUCGAUGCUGGGGUGUCUCGUCACCCUGCUGGCCUACGCAUACUGCCAGAGACUCCAGCAGCAGUCUCACGACUCAACAGUCAUCCACCCAGUCUCCUCAGCUCCGCUCAACACCAGCGUCACCAACCACAUCAACAAACUGGACAAGUACGACUCUGUGGAAGCCAUUAAGGCUUUCAAUAAGAAUAACUUGAUUCUGGAGGAAAGGAAUAAGUACUUUAAUCCCCAGCUUGCUGCAAAAACAUACACCAAUGCCUACUUCACAGACGUCAACACCUACGAUGACUACUAAGCAUGGAGUUGUACGCCCAGCGCUCCACUGCGACUAAUCCAUGCCUUCUUCUCUUUUGUUUUUUGGCUUUGUGCAUUGCUUUUUUCGAUGUUUUAUCUUAAGCGUCAUUCAAAAAUAAACUCCCAGCGAUUCAUCCUGAGGUCUAACGGGGACUCUACGCUCAUGCUCGCUGGUGUGGACACCAGAGCUCUGUAAACGCUCCUCCAUGCCCUUGUGGGCAUCACCACUGCAUCUGUGGGAUGGAGAAACAUUUAAAAAAGUUGUUAGAGAGGCAGUCUGCUCUCUAACGUGACUCCUGUGGAUCGUCUGGGGCCAUGCCUGGCUUUGCUGCAUGGUCUUCAUCCAGCGUCGUCUUCUCCGUUGUCAUUUCAUUUGUUUUGCAUGGUCGAUUGCGUCCCAGCGGACGGGACCCGUGUCCUGCGUGAUCUGGAGAGCUUUGUCUGCUGUGCUGAUUCAGCACUUGCCCUGUGCCUCACCGAGAUCCCAUGCUGAGGCCCCGCGCUGGUGUUUAGGAUGUUCGUCCACCGGAACAGAAGAAAAAAAAAGGCACAUCAGACAAAGUCCAGACAAUCAACACGUAGACACUUUGGUGUCUGGCAAAGGUGUUUGUGUCUCUUUCAGGCUUGUGUUGACUGAGCUGUUAGCAGUGGUCGGAAUAUGUGUUUUUGUUGUACACUCAGCAUAUAUUGUAUGUCUGUGUAGCUUUUGUAGAUUGAACUAUGACAAUGCAGUGUUAGCUCGCUCUGCUGUAACCCUGCGUUUCUGCAUAGCAUCGUUUUAACAUGUAGAAGAGGUCUGAAGAAGGACAGUCCAAGCACACUUUAUCACUACCUUUUUAUAACUGUAAGACUUUGAUAAUUUGAAUACAAUGAGCAUAUUUCAUGUUGUUGUUUUGUUUAAGAUUUAAACAGGAAGUCACACAGAUGAGUAUUAUUCUUAUCUAAUUGUUGUUCAUUUGUCUAAAUGUCAUUUUCAUGUUUUCUAAAUGGUAUGCUAAUUCCUUUUUCUUCGUUGUCACAUUUCUUCAUGGAGAUAACCACCUAUAAUGGAAAGGCAUCAUCGCUGACGGGACGUUUGUUCGAUUUCUACUAACUUUCUUUUUUACCUGCAAAGAAUUCUGUUUGCUUGUUUUAAUCUGCAUAAAUUAAAAGUGCUUCAUAUACUGUUA